GCGAUAGUUGUCGGCAGUAACGAGUUUUACAUUAUCGCACAUCUCUAAAACGGAACCAAAUUUUUAGUAAUAAGAGAAUUAUUAUGAUGGCCAGCAAACAAUUAAUAAACAACUUGAACAAAGUGGGUCGCUGUGCCGAGAAUUGGAUAAAACCAUUGACGGCGACAACACGCAACUUCAGCUCACGCAGCGAUGUGGAGAAAGUCACACACACUGGCCAGGUGUUCGACAAGGAUGAUUACCGCAAUGCACGGUUUGUGAAUGCCAAGCGCUAUGUGAACGAAAACUGGGGCAUCAAGUUGAUUGACGAGCUGCCACCGACUGUCACCACCGAACGCGUCGUCUGCUGCGACGGCGGCAACGGACCCUUGGGACAUCCCAAAGUCUACAUCAAUCUGGAUAAACCUGGCAAUCACAUUUGCGGCUACUGCGGACUGCGUUUCGUCAAGAAGGAUGAGCAUCAUUAGAAAUUCCCCUUUAAUCAUGCCUCAAGUUGUUGUUAACUAAAAAUAAACUUAUUACUAUCCAAUUUGGA
Molecule: messenger RNA, 535 nt
Organism: Drosophila innubila
Lineage: Eukaryota; Metazoa; Arthropoda; Insecta; Diptera; Drosophilidae
Gene: ND-13A
Product: NADH dehydrogenase [ubiquinone] iron-sulfur protein 6, mitochondrial
Exons: 3
Coding region: 84-467 (127 amino acids)
Biological process (GO): mitochondrial electron transport, NADH to ubiquinone
Source: RefSeq, a predicted model, not a curated record